AGUACGAGCGGCACCCUCGCUCCGCGACCGGUCAGCACUAUUGGGCACAACACCUCCACAGUCUGGACGGUCAACACCCUUUGGCGGAAGUGUGUACAAUCCAUCAACACAGUUCAAUGGUCACCGGUACGCAGACGAUCUAGAGGGCCAAAAUGACGAGGCGCUUGAUGGCCUCAGCGCAAAAGUCAAGCUAUUGAAGGAUAUUACGAUUGGAAUUGGAAACGAAGUCCGAGAAUCGACGAUUCAACUCAGCCAAAUGAACGAUGCUUUUGCGGAGACAGGUGGCAUUUUGUCAGGCACAUUUCGACGUAUGAACAACAUGGCUGCACGGCAGGGCUGUCGCUGGCUGUGGUAUAUUGUCUUCCUGGUCAUUGUUUUCUGGUUCUUUAUGGUUGUCUGGUGGUUCAGAAGAUAA
Molecule: messenger RNA, 415 nt
Organism: Psilocybe cubensis
Lineage: Eukaryota; Fungi; Basidiomycota; Agaricomycetes; Agaricales; Agrocybaceae
Exons: 3
Biological process (GO): endoplasmic reticulum to Golgi vesicle-mediated transport
Source: RefSeq, a predicted model, not a curated record